Molecule: messenger RNA, 4327 nt
Organism: Hylaeus volcanicus
Lineage: Eukaryota; Metazoa; Arthropoda; Insecta; Hymenoptera; Colletidae
Gene: timeout
Product: protein timeless homolog
Exons: 28
Coding region: 229-4170 (1313 amino acids)
Biological process (GO): DNA replication checkpoint signaling; DNA repair; replication fork arrest
Cellular component (GO): replication fork protection complex
Molecular function (GO): DNA binding
Source: RefSeq, a predicted model, not a curated record
UGUUCAUCACUUGUUGCAUUUGACGUUUCUGUGUUGUGCGCAGUUUUCUUCUAAUUAUGUGAUAAAUGUUGUGUGUUGUCAGUGAUAGUGUCAAGUAUUAUCGAGUAACAUCUUAAUUUCGGAUGCUGUUAUAGACGUAAUUUAUGGAAAUUAUUCGUAGUAAUGACAAUUCAAAUUUUAUAAAGCACCAUUGGAUGUAAACUCAUAUAUAUCAUAUAAAAAGUGACAAUGUCAGAUUUUCUUUCUACCGAGCUUACAGCCACAUGUGCUGCGCUUGGUUACUACGAUGGGACUAAAUACCACCUAGAUAAAUAUUGUUUAGUUGUCAUAAAAGACCUAAUUAGAUAUUUAAGAAGAGAUGAUGACAGGCAUACUGUGCGUCAAUUUCUUGGUCAAUCAAAAGUACUUGAAACUGAUCUUAUUAAAAUUUUUAUCGAUCAUUAUGAUAAACUUGAACUUUGGGAUGUAUUAUUGAGGUUGAUUAUCAAUUUAACAAGUCCAGUUUUGUUAAUUUACAAUGAACGAGUACCUACUGAUAAAAUGGAACAUACAAUAUAUCAGAAACUUAUUUCAUACACACAAGCAUAUAAAGUAGCAUUCACUGAUGAUCGUGUAUGGACAACUUUAAGCAAUCGCUUAAGUGAAAUUUUGAAAUUAGAUAAUGUAGAAAGAGGAGAAGAAAAUAAUAUGAUUAUUGAAAGAAUUCUUAUUUUCAUACGAAACAUACUACAAGUUCCUCCUGAUGAAAAUGAGAAUCGUGCUGAUACAGAUGUUACAGUUCAUGAUCAGGUUUUGUUUGCUCUUAAUGCAUCAGGGAUCGUAGAUUUGUUACUGUUUACUGCUAGUAAUAGUAACGAACAAAUGUACCAUUUACAAAUUUUAGAGAUUGUAUCGUUAAUGCUACGCGACCAAAGUGCAAAUGAGUUAGCUAAAUCCGGUUUACAACGUUGUACCUCCGAGAAAGAAAAAGAUGAGGCAGUACUCUUAGCUGUUCGGUUAAAAGAGAAGCAACAGAAAAUGGAUAAAAUAAGAAAAUAUGCGGGAGCUCGGCAUUCGCAUUUCGGCGGUACUUACGUCGUGCAGAAUAUGAAAGCAAUCGGAGAUAAUCAAUUGAUAUGCCACAAACCGUACCAGAAGAUCGAGGCAUUAAACUUCGGCCAAGUCAAGACAAAAGUAGUGAGACCGAAAAAUAGACGCCCAAUGUCAGAUCCGAGGGGCGAACGUACAUCCGCUCUAAGCGUGAGACUCUUCUUGAAAGAAUUCUGCGUAGAAUUCUUGAACGCUGCUUAUAAUCCUGUAAUGAGGUACGCUAGAUACUGCAUACAAAGCGGAAAUCAAGGCGAUCCAUCUGAAACGACUUGCUAUCUUUGGGCUCUGCGUUUCUUUAUGGAGUUCAAUCGCCAUUACAAGUUUGAAGUAAAAUAUGUGAGCGAAACGAUAUCUACGGAAGUAUUUCACGUGGUUCAAAGACAAAUGGAACAUUACUACGAGAUGAUGUUAAUGAAUAAAAAACAGAUCCCAGUGUGGUCUCGUAGAUUACACGUGGCAUUGAAAGCAUAUCAGGAACUUUUGCACACUUUAAUGGCGAUGGAUCAAAGCACGGAUCGUGGUGUUAGAGAAUCCAGUAAAGUCAUUAAGAGCAACGUAUUUUACGUUCCAGAAUAUCGGGAAACGAUUCUUUCCCAGCUUCUCGGUUUCGACGACAUUAAAAUGUCACGACAAUAUUUGAUCGAUCUAAUCACAACGGUGCACAUCUUUCUGAAAAUGUUGGGGCACUUCUGUGCGAAAAGUAAUCGUAACAUAAUAGUCCAAAAAAAGGCCAAGCCGCGCAAGAGCAAAAGUAAAACAAAAACUGUGCAGAAAGAACAACCGCCUUCUCAAAGUAUGGAAGAGCGUUGGAAUGAUAUUGGCCCCCAGUUGUCCAGCGUAAUGCGAGAUGGGACUAUACCGGAAGUUGCGCCAUUUGACGCAACAUUGGACGUACCGAUUGAUGAUCAAAAAGUUGAAGCCGUGAAGAAGAUUCAGAAGCUACUGCGGGCGAAGGAUUUUGAACAAGCUGUUGGCCUUAUCCGCUCAGCAAGAGACGUCUGGCCUGAAAACGAUUCCUUUGGAAAGCCCGAUAUUUCAUCCGAGGAGGAGUUCCUGGUACUACGGGAAAUUUUCUUAGCAGACUUGGGAGUCGAGGAUGAUCCGAUUCCGCAAAGCGAAACAGGCCACGGAGAAGAUGUCGAACACUUCCUUAAUGAUGAGGAAGACGAGGAGGAGGAAGAAGAGGAAGCUGCGCAAAGGUCUGCUGUCGUGGAAACCGAUUUCAAAUAUUCCGAUUUCCUCUACAGAUUUGCUAAUGUGAAGGUUGUCAAAGCUAUGGUGAUUCUGCUGCAACAGUUCGACAAGAACACAGACGAGGUGAAUCACUACGUUAACAAGAUGCUUCAUCGCAUAGCGUGGGAGUGCAAAAUGCCAGGAAUGAUGUUCCAAGCAUCCUUGUUUCGAGUUUUUCAGCGAAUUCUCGAGUCCAAGUAUCCUGGACACAAGGAACUUCAAAAGUUCGCAGUUUUCAUAAUCCGUCGUUUCAUCGAAGUCGCGCAGAAGAACACGAAAGCGUACAUGGAGCUGCUCUUCUGGAAGACCACUCGUGACGCGACGGAGGUCGUCAGCGGUUACAACGCGGAAACGGAUAACAAGAAAGUUUCGCGCAGCCUCUGGACCGAGGCCCAAGAAGAAGAGUUACGCACGCUCUUUAUGGAACAUCAGACUAACAACUAUCCCCAAGAUAUUAUCGACUGGAUACUGGAACAUAUUAAUCAAGAACGAACACGACGUGGCAUUAUGAAGAAGCUGAAAGAGAUGUACCUAAUUGUCAAUUCCAAAGCUGUCCGAAGCGAGGUACAGAAAAGGCUUCCGAAGGAAUGGUCCGAGGACGAAGUCGCUCAGCUGACGGAACUUUGGGAACGGCUGAAAAACGACGACGAUCCUGUUGACCUGAUCUUCAAUGGGCUCACAAUAAAGCGGUCAAAGCCGAAGAUCAAGGAGAAGCUUUUGGAAUUAGGAUUGGCUGCGGAUCCGAAGGAGCUGCGCAAGAAGCGAUCCAGAAAAAGCAACCAAGAAGGCAAAUCGUCGUGGGAAACGCAGUCUGCCAGUAAUUCGGAGGAGAAUGAAAGCAGCGACGAAGAAGCUGGAAAAUCCUCGAGACGCAGCAGCCAGGCUCCCAAUAAACCAACGAAUAAGGGAACGAAGAAAACCGGGAAGAAACAGCCAGCGAUAGUCUACACGGAUGCACAAUUAUCUGGACUCUUGAGGGAUGUCAUCGAAAAAAAUAUGAAGAAGCCUCUGGAAUGGAUUAAGGAAUCCCUGCAGGAUGUCCUGGACGAUCGAGACGAGGAAAGCUCCGAAGGUAUUCCCUUAGUCCCGCUGACAGAUUAUUCGUCGGCCGCGAUGGAUUCACCCAGCUUUCAAAAGCUUCUUCGAGCUAUGGGAUUCGCAGCUCCGGUUGAUGAACAGGAAUCUUAUUGGCGUAUACCGGCUAAUAUGCUUACCUCGACCAUUCGGAAGCGCUGCAAUCUUAUCGAAGCUACAUUGGCAGGGAAGUUCAUUGUCGAAGAGCCAGUGAAGCCUGCUCCCAAAGUAGAUAGCGAAAGCGACGAUGAUAUCGAUGUGUUAGAAAACAUUAGAAAAUACUUCGCGACUAAUGAGCCAAAGCCAUCAACUUCUCACGCUUCUGAUUCUACAAAUGCAAGUAUAAAAAAAAAGCCAUCGGAGAGCUCCAAGCUUCCUUCGAAAUUAUCGAAAGACACUGAUAUCGAAGUAGAGAUUGUACCAGUAUCGAGCUCGCUGAAUGUCGAAACUAAAAAAGCAGAAUUGAAGAAGUUUGCUGGUCGUAUACAAAUACUUUCUGAUUCGUCUGACUCCGAUUUGGAAGUAGAAAAGAAUACCGCGGAUGCUCAAGAUGAAGGUAAAAGAAAUCGAUCGGACAGUUCGGACAAGGAGAAUGGAACGGUGAAAAAACGCCGUCUGUUGGAUAGCGAUGAAGAAGGGGACCCAUUAACGUCUCAGAAUACCGAGCUGAAACACGUUACGACGAUAAUUACCGACGACGAGAAAGAACCAUCGCCAAAACAACCUAAUCAACAAAGGUCGUCUCGUGUAAUUAUUAGUGACGAUGAAGAUUAAUACAAGUCAGCGGUUUUACUUGCCAACUUUUUACUAAUUUGAACGUUGUUCUUGCUUUUACUUUUCGAAAAGGAAAUAUUUUCUACUUCAUUUUCUGUAACCAAUUAUCUUUCAUAUAAUUUUUGAAAAUAAAGAGUGUCGCCUUACUACACAAUUA